Molecule: messenger RNA, 4698 nt
Organism: Endocarpon pusillum Z07020
Lineage: Eukaryota; Fungi; Ascomycota; Eurotiomycetes; Verrucariales; Verrucariaceae
Exons: 2
Coding region: 1-4698 (1565 amino acids)
Molecular function (GO): protein binding
Source: RefSeq, a predicted model, not a curated record
AUGUCGGACCAACUACUGUUCAGUGCUUUAUGGGCGGAUGCAGUUGCAGAAUAUGAAAAGCAAACAGAGCGAAAGAUCAACAAGGAUCAUGCGUUCCGGGAAUUUUCGAGCCUCGAUGACUUGGAAAAAGCUGUUGAGGGAGAGGAUAAACGCUUCAGCACUUUUCGCAGUGGUCAUCGCAGAAUGUAUUCAGCCUUAGCGAAGUGCAUGUCGCCAAUGCAGCCUAUUUUAAACAUUGUUCAGAAAGGUGUCGGAAACACUCCGUACGCACCGGCCGCUGCUGUUUUGGGCGCCGCAUCAUACCUACUGCAGGCAUGCGAGUCCGUCACUAAGGCUUAUGAUGGCAUCGAGGAACUCUUCGAACGAAUGCAUGACAGUACUGUAAGACUGCAGGAGUACAAGUACAGCAGCAUCGAGUCCUCCCUUCAGGCGAAAAUCACUGACAUUCUAGCUUACUUUCUCGACAUUAUCGGCAAAGCUGAAGCAUGUGUUAAGAGAAAACGGUUCAAGCAAUGGGCGAGAACUGUGUUUUUGCAAGAUGAUGGCAUUAGCUUCUCUGUUGAUAGGCUCCGAAGAUACACUGAGAGCGAAUUAGGCCUGGUAAUAGCACUAACAUACGGACGCGUGAAAGAUUUGCAGACAACCAUGAGUGAUACUCAAAGCGACGUCAAAAUAGUCAAGGCCGGAGUCGACGACGUACUUGCGUCUCAGCGCCGUGAUAGGCAAAGAGCGUUUUCUGAAGCAGAAGAAAAGUGUCUCGCGGACUCUCUGAGGACGAAGACGACGGAUGAUAUAGCUCGUGAGCAUGCCGCGAACGUUGAAAAGCUUACCCAGGGCACUGGGCUUUGGAUCAGAGACGAUGUUAUGUUCCACGCCUGGGAGCAAGAGCAGGCUCCCAUACUCUGGGUGUUCGGAAAACCAGGGGUGGGGAAGACCAUGCUUGCAGCGAGAACAAUCGAAACGCUGCAGAACAGGUACCCCCAACAUUCAGAUAUACCUUCCCUCACCUCGGUCAGCUACCUGUACUUCAAAGAUGACAAUCCAGCUCUACAGGAUUGCACUCAGAUGUGGAAGGCCGCUGCUUUACAAAUAACGAAAGCAAAUGACAGGUUCAAGAAGCACGUAGUAGCAAUGAUUAACAAGAAGCACCAGGACACCUUUGCUUCUGCACGUCAAAUCUGGCGACAUUUGUUUCUAGAUUUCUUCUCAGAAGACACCUCAUCACGAUCUCCAACCAGUCUUGCCUUCCUUGUUGUCGACGGCCUUGAUGAAGCUCCCGAGACUGAACGUGUCAGAUUUUUGUCCUGCUUAGCUGAACUCGUAGAUCGUGGUACGACUAAUCGUAAAUGUCGCAUACAGAUUGCCGUGUUCGCCAGGCCGGAUGUACGCGCAGACCCUGGCUUUGAAAAAGUUGGCUUUCGGACACAAGAACGGAUCAUUGAAGUCACACCAGACAAAAACACCUCGGACAUCGAAGCGUUCAUUCGGCAACGACUGGGCGAGGUCUCUGUGUUGAGAGUGCUUAGGAGAAGGAGAGCCAACAAAGAAUAUCAAACACUUGCUAGACAAAUAUACAAUAGCGUCCAAUCCAGAUCUCAAGGCAUGUUUCUAUGGGCAAGGUUGGUGUUUGAGCAGAUCCGGGAGUCGCCUUCUCCCGAAGCUAUCAGGGAGUCGCUCCAAGGGGUACCCGAGGGACUCGAUAACAUGCUCUACCACGUGUUCAAACGCCUUGAAGUCGAAGAACAAAUGCAUCGAUCGUACCUGACAGACCUCCUCUCCUGGGUCCUAUGCGCUUAUCGACCUUUGCGCAUAUCGGAGCUAUUUGUGCUGCUUCUCAUCAGUGCAAGUCAGCACUGCUACAUGAUUGAGGAGCAUCUCAAGGCUCGAUAUUCCAGUCUCUUUGAUGUUACAGCACCUAUUACCGGAAUUGAAUACGAUGAAGUGGAAGCUGGAACACAUGCAGAUGACAGCGCGAGUGAGCCAGACGACUUUGACUUUCUAGACAAACCUGAUGGUAGCGACAACGAUGAAGAAAUAGAGGGUGAUAUGGAUAGCUCAGGCGGCGAGGCUAAUGAAGCUCAACAAUCAAAAGAUGGUAUUCUUUCGACAAACACAGAAGACAGGCAAGACGUAUUCGACAUUCCAGUCCACUGGGAUCAGACGACUGUGACGUUCAGCCAUGCACGCAUUCGGGACUAUCUGACAACAGAAGGUGAUCCAUCCACAAGACGUUGGCACGAUUCCUCGAUCGUGCCAAAGGAUUUGAAUGCAACCCGACUUUCUGUCGUCAUUGCUUGCCUUCAAAUACUCCGCACAGACAUAGCCGACAAGUAUUCGGUGUACUCUUUGAAAACGUACGCUAAAAUCAAUUGGAUCAAACACCUCGUAGAGAUUGAUUUCAAUAUGAUUCCAAGGGCAGCUGCUGUGCAGUUGGCUCGAAUACUUUCCAUGUUCUUCCAGGACGGUCGUGUAUUACUCAAAGCGUGUGAGGAUGUAUGGAAUGAUUUCAUAGAGACAUGGUUUUGUACGGACAGAUAUUCAAGUCUCGUGCGCAAGAUCAUCACAGAGCAGCUGCACGAUCUUGAUGAACACGAACACAGCUGGGCAUCAUCUGUGACGCGAUCGGCUCGGGCGCUUUUUCAGCCAUUAAUUGCAGCUUGCGCUAGAAAAUGGCUCACGAAGACAGGAUGGAAUGAUGCCGCAUAUCUCGAGAAGUCGGAAAGAGCAGUUUUCGUGAUGUACGCUUACAGUCUAUUGACAGAUGAAGGAACCAAUAGUGGAUCAAUGGACACCUUCAAUGUCAACAAUGGAAUGUGGAAAAUUCCUUUAGAUGCCAUUGAGUCCAUUGCGAACGUAGAAACACUCCCAAAGUCGGAACAUUAUUACGCGGGUAUAGCAUGGAUUAUGAUGGAAGCGGACGAAGAAGACUACACAGAACGAGCCAUUAAAUAUUUCAAAAAGGCUCUUGAGCUGAAACCCGGGGGCUGGGUGGCAAUGGAGGGACUUGCAAGGUGCUAUGGUGAGAAUCUUCACGAAUAUGAAACCGCGAUCCGCUGGAUGGAGGAUGCCAUCUACCAUUUACCGCGCACAGAAGACUUUGAAGGGAUUGAAUUCUACCUCCAAACAAGAAUCCCAGACUGGAAGCUACAGCUUGGCAACAACCAGGAGUCCGUCGAAAUAGCAAAGGCUGCGUAUGAAGGCAGUCGCCAAUUCCGUUACGGAAACAAUACGGCUAGCGACGUGAGCACCCUGCGCAGCAUCAAGCAUUAUAUUGAGGCUCUGUACAGGACAGAAAGGUACCCUCAGUUCCUAGAACUGCUAUAUGAGCUUGACAGGAGAGAGACAUGGAAACAGGGGAGCUCGCUUUGGGCUGUUUUCUUGAGGGCUCAGUAUGAAGAGUACUACAAUGUUCAGGUUUUUUCCAAAGUUGGGAAGAUAACGCAAACAGAGCAGAACGAUGCGUUGCAGCAUUUCAUGAAAGUCUCCAUCAAGAACGCCAUCAAGCUGAAUGCCGAUUCCAUUAGUGAGGAUCAAUCAGUUUGGUUGGCCGUCCAAGCCGCAGAGUGGCUGUAUAAUCAUGCGCCACAGCCUGAAGAGUCCAUCGAACUGUGGGAGAAAAUCGUCACUCUGGUGGAUCAGAGCAAUGAAGUAGUCCAACAAUCUCAAGCUUGGUACAGGACAAGGGCAGCAAAAUUCCUCAGCAUGAUGUUUUUCGAUGCUGCAAAAGUUGCUUUCAACUCCGGCUUGAAUACUUCAGCCCAUAUAAAGAAGCUGGAGGAGUUGGCUAGCCACAAGCAAGGAAGCAAGCGAUACUAUCGUGCCUCCUAUCCGGCCCUGAUUCUCGGGUUAUGGCUGCAUGAGUAUGCGAAGGCAGAAGAAGAAGACUGGAGAGCUUGUAUCAGACCCUCCAUCAAGCAAGCACUGUAUUUGCUAAGUGAUGAGGACCCUUGGAACGAUCAAGCAGCAUACGCUCAGCUGGGUGCGGCGCUGCUGCUUGCCGGCGAUAUCCUCAACGCGUCUAUCGCCCUUGGUAUUACUAUGAAGCCACUGGAAGAUCAACGCUCCAUGCAACAGCAACGAAACGAUAUCUGCAACUCACAGCAAGGCGCCUUCUCCGAAGGUGAACUGGUACCGACGACGAAAGAGCUAAUGAAUGAUCCUGAUGAAGCAUACAUUGAGAAAGCAGCAAAGCUACAAGUUGAAGACUCAAACACGGCCAACUCGACCCCUGAACAUAGCGAGGAUGGAAGUCAAGAGGGCCGAGGACGUGGAAUUGCCGUUGAGAAACACGUAACACAAGAUGAGGGUGGAAACGAGGACUGGGAAGCAGCCUCCUCCUCCUCCUCUGAAGACGAUGAUCGUAACGAUGAAGUUAAUACCGACAGCGAGUCAAUCAACCCCAAAUACGCCGGCUUUGACUGCAUGUUCACCUGUGAUGGACCAUGCGAGUCCCCCCAAACUUCCUAUGCCGAACUUCAUUUCUGUCGCAUUUGUGACGAUGUGUGCUUCUGCGAAAAAUGCAUUGAGCUGGUCAGGAACGAUAAAAUGCCGUUUAGGUACUGCGCCAGUGAUCAUACUCACGUGCGAGUCUUUCCGAUGGUGGACGAGGCGAAACAUCUGGCCAUUGCUCUGAUAGAGAGAAGAUUCGAGGUCCAACAGGGGUGGUUGGAAGGACUUCGGAAAAUCUGGGACGGCUAA